CCCGCGCAAGGCCUGGAGGUCGUCAGUGCGAGUGCGGCUCGGUUGCUAACACCACAUCGCCCUCUCAGCUCUCCCUCACACAACACUCUCGCUCGCCGCAGCCCGCCAUCCCAUCACCUCACCCUUCCGUCGCACUCUCGCUGCGACGUCCGGAACAUCUGCGUCAUCUGGCCAUGUAUUGACUGCACUCUCGCACUCCCCCACUCCCGUUCUCUAUUCUUUGCAUUUGCUCUGCGGAUACGACGUCAGCGUCUGGUUGGCCCCAAGACCCGCGGCCUGCCCUGCACCGACGACAUUUUCUUGUUGCGCAAACGAAAAACAGCCACGCAACCGUCACCCUCCGCCUGCUCCACCCUCCAUACUCGACUUUCCCCCACCCCCGCCAACCGCCAGCUCAAGUCGUUCUUCGAGACACCAUCAGUCCGCCUCCAUGUCUCCCGUCAAGCAGACCGCCUUCUAGAGCCUUCCUGGAUCCACAAUGGGCUUGGACGCUCGACGACCUCCUCUUCCGGCGCCCACUGAACCCUCCACUCUGAGCUCCAUCGACAACGACACCACCCUGCGAGACGACCUCCUCACUGACGUCUCCACGCGCACCGACAAAACAUCGUAUUCCAUCCCCGAAGACGGCACCCCCGUCACCAUCAACACGGCCAAGAAGGAGGCUGGAAGGCCCAAGAAGCAUCCCUCGCAGACUUCGCUGUUGAUUGAAUACUUCGAAGGCGGUAAAGGAGACGGGAAAGUCCACUCGCGCCCAAGCGUCCGCGUCCGUGUCACGCCGUCUCACCGCAAAAGCAAGUCCACCAGCGACCACUUGCAAAUCACGCAGACGAGUAGGAAUACUCGGAAGCCCUCGUACACCCGCCGCAUCUCGCUGGGUGGUAAGCAUCGUGAAGACGUAGUCCAGACAGACCCGUCUUAUUCAGAAGGCUCUAACGUCUCCUCGCUCCCGCCUGUUGACAUCGAAGUCUUGCAGAACAUCAGUGACUUGUCUAGCCCUGGUGGGCGGUAUAUUCCAGUGACCUCAGACAUUUCUUCUAUGCCCCCGGAUAGCAUGCUUGAAGGAGAGCCUGUUAUUCGGAGUCCUGCCCGUCGUCGUAGUCGCAGUCUGGAGAGGACAGAAGAGGUAGUUGAGACCGAGACGAGAGAUACGCUGAAAGCGCCCACCCGCCAGCGAAGCAGAAGCCUGAGCAAGGAGCGCAUAACACAGCGAGUCAUGGAGAAGCUGCAACAAAAGCCUGUGGAGAGCAGCGGCUCCAAAGCCAAGACGAGCAAGACAAGCAGGGAGGAGCUCACUCCCAGCCGAAAGUCGCAUCGUCGAACCAGCAAAGGGUCUCGCGAUGAAGAAAUAAGCGCAAUUAGUGGCACCGAGUCGAGCGUGUUGUCAUCUAACGCUCAUCGUAGAUCUGGCGACGCUCAUUCAAUUCGAUCAGGCGCAUCAGGCGCUUCGUCCAUCAACAAUCCGAAGCUCCUUGCGACAGUUGAGGAUGCUAUCAAACGUCUGAUCUUGCCUGAGCUGAAUGCCUUGAAGGAGGAACAGCGCACUCAGCAGAAUCGAAGUAAAUUCGAGCGCAUGUCUCGCGAGAGCGCAUACGAGUCUAUCCCGUCCACAAGCUCUCGUGAUCAUUCCCGUCGACGAGUGUCCAAGUCCUCGAGUGCUCCGCAUAUAGCCGGCAACAAGCCAAAGGUUGUCCUGAACAGAGAUGGGGAUGACCCAGGCACUAUUCUCUCCGGCAAUUCAAGCCGUAGAGAACGCCGAUCGAGCAAAGGCUCCGUCUCAGAUCGCAGCUAUGCUGACUCCACGCGUGAGGAAGAGAAAGAAAAGGUUCGUCGCCGGAAGAGCAAGGAUAAAGACCGACAUUUUGCUCGUGAUGCUGCAUUAGCUGGGCUCGCGGGAGCCGGCUUGACUGCAGCUGCGCUUAGACACCAUGACUCUCGUGAAUCGAAGGAAGAUCGAAAGGAGAGGAAGAGACGGCAUAGCCGAAGCGGUCGAAGCCGUACGGCGAGUAUCUCUGAGAGUGUUGAGGGAGACCGUCGUCAAGACAGAAUGGCGGUGCCUCCUCUGCCAAUCCUUCAGAGUGAGCUUCAGGGAUCCGAAUUGACUCGAGAAUCUAUUCUUUCCGCCGAGACCGAAACCCGCGACCGGCCUAGCUCCAGAUCCUCUAGGGGCACAGGUUCUGAGACUCCUAUUCAUCAAGUACCUCGUGGAUAUAUGUCCCCGUCUCCUCGAACUCCUACACGAACCCCAGUUGCUCUCCAGCGGGCAUUUGGAACGGCGCACAGCAAUCGAUCACAGGGAGAUCUUAGCAUGUCAGCCCCAAAGAGUGAUAGAAGUCUCUCCUCACGAUCAAGAGAAGUUUCGACAGCAGGCCUUGAAGCUGCGGCGGCUGCUAAAGCUCGUGCGCUUGAGAGUACUGAACCUCAAGUUUCCCAAUAUGAGAUUGAUGAGCAGACUCCUAAUCGUGGUCUCAGCCCAAUUCAGAGUGAGGCUAGUUACAGGGAGGAGGUAUCCGGUUCUCCACAUCAUCUUCGAUCCAUCCAUAGUGGUGCUUCUAUGUCCUCAGCAGGACGCAAAGCUGAGCGGAAAACAUCCAAUAUGUCUAUUCAGUCAUUCGAACCUUCGCCCGACUCCAAGAUGGCACAAGCCCGGAAGCGCCCACAAGGCAUAACCCUUGAACGUGGGCGAGAGAUUUUGGGUGAACCAGAGACUCCAAAAGAUGCGGAUGAAUUCUUCGCAAAGAAUCACGAACAGAACGAGAUAUAUCGCAGGGAGCUCGAGAGCAACAGCCAGGACGGAUCUCUUGUCGACUAUCGACAUUCGACAGCUUACACCAAUGACAGUGCGGAAGGGCAGUAUCUUCACAGUAGUGAGGAUAAGCUAUCUCUUGCGCAAGAUAUUCGGGCAGUUGGCUCCAAUCCCGAAUAUGUUCAUACUCCUGUUGCCGUCGAGUCUGCAGUUGCCUCUCUGCAUGAACCGUCCACUAUAAGUGUUCGCUCCUCGGUAUCUAGCCCGCUGAAGAAGAAUAUUAAAUCGCCGAUGAACUCUAUCCAUGAACAUCAUGUGUCUGAGGAGGCGGAACAUGACACACAAAGCAAAGAGCGAUGGGGAGCAAUCCGUGACCAGGCCCAAACACUGGCAGAGAAUGCGCAAGCAACAAACUCGCCGCGACAAAGCCUCUCCCAGUCCAUUGAUGAGCCACCUAAAAUGCACGCAACUGCCUUCCCCAUGGGUAACGAGCCCGAGAUGGGAUUUGGCAUCGAUGAUGAGUCAGAGGUCGACACGAACCCUUCAAUCAUUAAAGGCCCUCACGGCGGGUCAGAAUAUCACGACCAGACCGACGAUCUAAUUAGCCGACAAGAAGAACGCGAACAAACGCCCUCACAAUCCUCACGAUCCCGUGGCAAGGUUGCUGCUCUCGGCGCUGGAGUUGGAGCUGCUGCUAUUGCUGCCGCUGCUGCUGCUCGUGUGCGAAAUGACGAGUCCCCUACACACGAAGGACAAUAUCACGCUAAUGUGGAAGAUGACUAUGGUCAUGAUUAUGCAGGUGAGCACCAAUACGAGCAGCAGGCCUAUUCUCAGAGGGAUCGCACACCGUCAAGAAGUCCGGCCUUGUGGAAGGAUGAAGGUUACCAGUCUGCUAACGCUCAUGGAGGCAUCACGCCUGAAUUUCGCAAUCGCUCUAAACUCUUCGAUGAUGAUGGCCUUGGUGAAUAUGACGAUGAUACCGGUCUCGGCGCGGACAUUUUUACGAGCAACAGGCAUGGUCCUCAUUCCAGCGGUAAUUCCCAUGGAAUGUCCUCGCCUUUAUACGAUUCGGCUACGGGCAAAGGCAUCGAUCGCAUUCAGUCCAAGGAUGUCGUUGCUUUGAUGGAUCAUUUGACGGUUCGUGAUGCUCAACGUAAUGCCCGCGACACAGAAAUCCUUGUCACCCUGGUGCGGAGCGCGGCUGAGAUGCGCAACUCUUUCGAGGAGAUGAAGCAGUUCAUCAGGACUCAGGACGCUAUGAUCGUGAAUACGAACGAUAAGAGGACCGACCUUGCCGAGCAACGUAUCCUGGGUGGUCCUCGUCCACAACCCCUUGGCUCCCCACGAGUACCUCGAUCUUCCACGGAAGAUAUCGACGUUGAGACGAAGAGGAAGAAUGUCUUUAAGCGGGCUCUCAAAGGCUUGAGCUUGAAGGGCGAUAGUGAUAUUAAGAAGAUUGAGCUGAUGCUGAUCCAGUUGCUCGGCGAAGUAGAAGGUCUAAAGCAGGCACAUGCUUUGACCUUGGCUCAGAAUGCAAAUCGUUCAAACAGCCUUACGUCGUAUGAAAAUUUGAGGGCUAGCGGAGAUCCUGGAUAUGAGCCCGAAGGUCGUGCUGGUACCGCCUCCUCACCUAAUCACUCUGGUUACCUCUCCAACCCGUCUUCGAGACGCAUCCAAGAUCUCCAGUCGGGCUACGAAGUUCACCAGCCGCAUCGUAUCAGUACCGUCGAAGAGGAUCCGGAAGAAUUUGCCGACCAUGAUGGACAGCAGUACGAGAAUACCGAACGAAUGACAACUCCUACCCAGGAAGCUCGUCGACAGAACUCUUUGCCCCAAGAAACUCCUCCGCAAGCCUCCAGGGCAUUCCGCGAAUCGCAGAGCCAAGAUAAUACGCCGAAGCGAAAGCAUAAGUCGAACUCUUCGUCCAUCUUUGGUAUCCCUAAGAUCUCUAGGUGGUCAAAGACUACGGCCUCUACCAAUCCUGAGAGCAUGCCUCGGAACAGUGGCGGUUCGGGUGCUCAGCGACCAUUCUCAGAAGCUUCAAGGUCAGGCUCGCAGAUCAAUGUUGCGUACUACGAGGAUGAGCAAUAUGAGCUUCGAGACGACGAUAGGCUGCGUUCCACAACAUCCCUUCCGCAAGAAGGCAUGGGAUCCAUCCGAUCACCGUCCCCUCUUGUCCCAGAGGGGCAACACCACGCAGAAGAAUACGUUCUCGAUGAUCCCAAAUACCAGGCUCAUCGUAACUCUCUAAACUUACAACACCCUCAGCCACGUCCUGGUCCGACUGGUCGUCACCAGAAUUACCUCGAAUCCCAAGCUCAGACUUUCGAGCCCAUUGGUUCGCCGGACUAUGAUCAAUGGGGCAGUAAUCCCUCACUCGCACGCAACCGGCUUUCCGGUGGUGGUACUAGCCAAGGCCCCGGCAAUCUUUCUCCAAUUUCCUCUGAUGGAGGAUAUAGCCAGCAUUCAGCGGCCGAGCAAGCAGCUGCUCCACCACGACCGCCAAAGGUUCGAGAUGAUGGUCCUUUGAUCCCGCAGCAGCCGCUCGCAGGGCAUGGACAGACGAGGCAGAUGUACAGCUCGCCGAAUGAAUUUGGAAGCCAGGGUGCUUUGACGCCGCUGGCCCCGAUUCAAGAGGUCAGAUAUAGCUUAGAGACGGAUACAGGACAUCAUUAUUCCCCCACCCCAUCUCCUCGUCCAACAAAUAACCAAAAUCUCAAUCCGGCCGCCGCGAUGGUGAGCCCGCAGCGCAAGAUCACGGGGCCCAGACCCAUGGGAAGCAGAAGCCCAAGUGAACAGCAGAAAUUGAGUGGCCAUCCAGGGUUUGAUCAAACGGGCACAGUAAUUAGGAGGAAACCGGUUGGUGAACGAACAGAUAUUGAGAGUCUGGAGAGUUAUCGGAGUAGUCUGGAUUCCGAGAUCUUUUGAAAGGAUAUCUGAUGAUUGAGACCACCCCGUGUGUAUCAGCCACGCCUGGCUUUUCUAUGAAAAAGAG
This is a messenger RNA of Lindgomyces ingoldianus, 5741 nucleotides long. RefSeq lists its product as uncharacterized. The transcript is spliced from 3 exons. Lineage: Eukaryota; Fungi; Ascomycota; Dothideomycetes; Pleosporales; Lindgomycetaceae. The coding region runs from base 479 to 5674 and encodes 1731 amino acids. The record is from RefSeq and is a predicted model, not a curated record.